Chenopodium quinoa (quinoa) is the source of this 651-nucleotide messenger RNA. RefSeq lists its product as uncharacterized. Lineage: Eukaryota; Viridiplantae; Streptophyta; Magnoliopsida; Caryophyllales; Amaranthaceae. The record is from RefSeq and is a predicted model, not a curated record. The transcript has 2 exons. Bases 1 to 651 code for a protein of 216 amino acids.
AUGGCGUUGGUGCAGCGAUAUGGGAAACCCGAUCUGUUUAUAACCAUUACUUGCAACACAAACUGGCCAGAAAUAAAAAGCGAGUUGGCUCCUGGAGAGGUUGCUCAGGAUCGUCCUGAUUUAGUAGCUCGGAUCUUUCACGCUAAGUUAUUGGCUCUUAAGAAAGAAACAAUGGAUAAUAUGAUUUUUGGUGAGGUCGCUGCACUGAUUUAUGAAACCACAACUAAUGAUGAAGGGUAUCCUACUUAUAGGAGAAGAAACACUGGUGAGCAGUUAAAAGUAAGAGGUGCUAUGCUUGACAACAGGUGGGUCAUUCCGUACAACCCUUACCUCUCUGUUCUAUUUGAUUGCCAUGUUAAUGUAGAAGUUUUCUCUACGAUUAAAGCGGUUAAAUAUUUGUACAAGUAUGUUUAUAAAGGGCAUGACAAAAUUUCGUAUAAUGUUAUGCCUGCUAAUGGCGAUGCUGUUGAUGAGAUUCAACAAUAUCAAUCUGGGAGAUGGGUUUCUCCUUGUGAGGCUGUAUGGAGGCUGUUUGCAUUUGAUUUGUUUGAGAUGCAUCCUCUUGUGAUCCUUCUUCAAGUGCAUCUGCCUAACCAGCAAACACUACAUUUGCAUUCUCAUGAGCGAUUAAAUGCUGUUGUGGGAAAUUAA